ACUCGGCACUGCGAGCCCCGGGAGAAGACGUCGCGGCCGCCACCUUCUCGGUCCAGGCCUCGGCCUUCCUGAGCCUCCCCCCUUCGUCUCGUGGGUCGUCUUUUCCUUCCGUUUCGAAGCCGGUGGCGUCGCGGCCGCCCUUGCCGGGCUCUCUGAGAAUGGUGGGAGUGAAGCCGGUCGGGAGCGACCCGGAUUUCCAGCCGGAGCUGAGCGGCGCGGGCUCUAGACUCGCCGUGGUCAAGUUCACCAUGCGAGGGUGUGGACCAUGUUUAAGGAUUGCCCCAGCAUUCAGUUCCAUGAGUAAUAAGUAUCCGCAGGCAGUUUUCUUGGAAGUAGAUGUCCAUCAGUGUCAGGGAACAGCUGCCACCAACAAUAUAUCAGCAACACCUACAUUUUUGUUUUUUCGAAACAAAGUGAGAAUUGAUCAGUAUCAAGGAGCAGAUGCUGUGGGAUUAGAAGAAAAAAUCAAGCAGCACUUGGAAAAUGACCCUGGAAGCAAUGAGGACACGGAUAUUCCAAAAGGCUAUAUGGAUUUGAUGCCUUUUAUUAACAAAGCUGGCUGCGAGUGUCUUAAUGAAAGUGAUGAGCAUGGAUUUGACAACUGUUUACGAAAAGACAUGACCUUCCUGGAAUCUGAUUGUGAUGAACAGCUGCUUAUUACUGUAGCAUUCAAUCAGCCUGUUAAGCUUUAUUCAAUGAGAUUUCAAGGGCCAGAUAAUGGUCAGGGUCCUAAAUACGUAAAAAUUUUUAUCAAUCUACCUCGAUCUAUGGAUUUUGAAGAGGCAGAAAGAAGUGAACCAACUCAAGCUCUGGAACUAACAGAGGAUGAUAUUAAAGAAGAUGGCAUUGUCCCACUUCGUUACGUUAAGUUUCAGAAUGUUAACAGUGUAACUAUAUUUGUUCAGUCCAAUCAAGGUGAAGAAGAAACAACAAGAAUUUCAUAUUUUACUUUUAUUGGUACUCCAGUCCAGGCAACAAAUAUGAAUGACUUCAAACGAGUAGUUGGCAAAAAAGGAGAAAGCCACUAAGGUACAAAAGACACUGGAAGACCAUGUUGCAAUGAGAUCUACAGCUCCUGGAUAAUUGCUUGAUUCUCGCCAGAGACUGUCAAUAUUCCAUUCAUUGCCAUUACCAAUAAAUCAUUGCUUUUGUUCAGAUGAUAUCACUAGUGUUUCUAUUGUAAUCUUGAUACAUGCAGUUGUAAAUAAAAGUCACUACUUUUGCCAAGCUUAAUUUUUGUCAUUCUAAAUAAGUAUUUUCUCUUUCCAUUUGUUUGAAAAUUGGCCAACUUCUGAUUUUAGAAGAGACUUAAGUGUCUGGUAGCAUAUUGAUCGAAAGCUAGUUUCUCUGUUUAGAGGAGCAAAACUGUUAUAGAGAAUUAAGGAGUGUAUAUGUGCUCGUACGCACACACAGAGCAAGUGGUUUUGAUAAAUGGACUUGGAACAGCUAACUGUUCAAAUGAGUGCUAAUUCGUAUGUUUACUAAAUAGCAUUUGAGUAUCUGGCUAUAGAAAUUACUCAAAUUAUAAACUACCGGAAAUAAACACAAGUUUAAUGAGAUUUAACUGUUUUCACCUAAACUGUUAGUUAAUGGAACCACAGAUUUUAAUCUCUCUGGAUAAACUAAGAAUUCGAGUCAGCCAUUUUUUGUACUAAUAGAGGUGUGUUAAAAUCUGACAGUAGGGAAAAAUACAGUAAUAUGAAUUCAUGAAGCAACAAGAAUAAUAUCUUUUAAUCAAGUAUUUAUUAUCUUAACUACAAAAAUAAUCAAUGUAAAUAUACAGAGAACAUGAUUUAAGAUUGAAAAUGAAUAGACCAAAUGUAUAUGUUUAAAAGGUCUUUCACAAAAGGCUGGCAAAACAAAAGAUCUGUUUCUUAUUACUGUUUCUUUGAUCUUAAAACUGUAAUCUAGAAAGUAUUGGUAAAAUUUAAUUUUUUAAUUUCUCUAUUUUUAAAAUUAAAAUUUAAUUUUUUAAAUUUCUGAGUAUUUUAAAAAUUGUGUUUGAAAAAAGUACGUAAGACUAUUAAUUUUGAUUCAAUUAUUUAAAUAAUACAUUUGAGGGCAUUUUCGUCUAAGAAUAUGGUCGAGAUACUGUUUGCCUUUGGGAGACCAACGUAUUUAUACACAAUUAUGAAAAAAUUAUGCAGAAGGUUUUGUGUUAAAAAUAGUCACUUUCUGAAACCCUAGUGUCAUUAGAUAAUGUUUAGUUCCUUUGUAUGUAAGCACAUUAAUUGGCCUGUGGUGAUGUCUAUCUGUAUCUUGUAUUUCAUAGUUGUGUUGCCUUGGGUCGAGUGGAGGCAGAAGGGCAAGAAAUAAAAGUUUAUAACACUCGUUAAUAUA
Diceros bicornis minor is the source of this 2340-nucleotide messenger RNA. RefSeq names its product thioredoxin like 1 (gene TXNL1). The transcript is spliced from 8 exons. The coding region runs from base 159 to 1028 and encodes 289 amino acids. Lineage: Eukaryota; Metazoa; Chordata; Mammalia; Perissodactyla; Rhinocerotidae. The record is from RefSeq and is a predicted model, not a curated record.